ACAACAUAAAUGGCCGCUCAUGCGUAGAGCUAUCAUCGUAAACCGCCAAAUAAGUGAUAGAAUAACAUUUCCAGAAUUGUUCAAAGAAAUUUAAAACCGUCAGCUAGUCAGUGUUGAAUUUUGUGUUGGUUCGACGACAAAUAUAAAUGCCUAGCGUUAAGGAUGAAUCUGAAGCAGAAGGGGAAGAAAUGUCACAUGAUAGUAACGAAAGUAAUCAGAGCUCUGCAUCAUGUGACAGUAGCGCUGAACAUACUGACAGUGAUGAUUCUUCAGAAAUGGAUGAAGAUGAGUGUGAGAGGAGACGGAACGAAUGUAUGGAAAACUUAUUAGAUUUAGAAAGGCAAUUUACUCUUCUUAAGGAACAAUUGUAUCGAGAAAGAAUCACGCAAGUUGACACAAAGCUAGGAGAAGUUCGUGUUGGAAAAUCUGAAGAAUACCUAAUACCACUAGAGCGCUUAAAGGAAAACAUGAAAACAAAAACGGAAGUAGCUGGUAUACUAAAGAAUUACAGGUUACAAAAUAUCCAAAAUAAAUUCCAAGCAGAAGAACAGGCUGCCUUACAGAAUUUUGAAAGUGAAAAAGGUUUAAUCUGGGAUUACAUCCAUAAUGAUCUCCAAGAUAAAAUUCGUCGUUUAGAGGAAGAUAGAAAUAAUGUGGAUAUACAUGCGGAUUUAUGGCUCAACACGACUGGCAGAAGACGCAGAAACCACACAGAGAGAAGACGAGCAGUUUCUGUCUCAGGUCCCUAUAUCGUUUAUAUGCUCAAUGACGCAGAUAUACUGGAAGAUUGGGCAUUAAUAAAGAAAAGCCUAAGUAGUCGGAAAGCGGAAAUUAUGUAAUUCUUGGGGAGUGUCAAAGAACGGCUGAAAAUACUUCCAAUAUUAAUAUUAUGCGCUCAUCUUCAACACGAACAGAUUUUGGAAAUUAUCAAUCUUUAGAUAUAUCAGGAAAUUGUGUGAAAAUGGAAAUGAAACUGAGGCAUUUCCAGUUCUAGUAUUUAUUGCGCGUCUGAUGUCUGUACAGUGUGCCUUGGAAAGAAUAAAAUAUCAAAUUUGCCAAAAUGUA
Messenger RNA from Linepithema humile (Argentine ant), 1065 nucleotides. RefSeq names its product breast cancer metastasis-suppressor 1-like protein (gene Brms1). Gene Ontology annotation, molecular function: histone deacetylase binding. Gene Ontology annotation, cellular component: Sin3-type complex. The record is from RefSeq and is a predicted model, not a curated record. Gene Ontology annotation, biological process: negative regulation of transcription by RNA polymerase II. NCBI's taxonomy places the organism in Eukaryota, Metazoa, Arthropoda, Insecta, Hymenoptera, Formicidae.